This is a messenger RNA of Toxorhynchites rutilus septentrionalis, 1375 nucleotides long. RefSeq lists its product as uncharacterized. Gene Ontology annotation, biological process: regulation of transcription by RNA polymerase II. The transcript is spliced from 3 exons. Gene Ontology annotation, molecular function: DNA-binding transcription factor activity, RNA polymerase II-specific; RNA polymerase II cis-regulatory region sequence-specific DNA binding; protein dimerization activity. Bases 60 to 1289 code for a protein of 409 amino acids. NCBI's taxonomy places the organism in Eukaryota, Metazoa, Arthropoda, Insecta, Diptera, Culicidae. The record is from RefSeq and is a predicted model, not a curated record.
GCAAAGCUUCGUUAUUCGUCUGACGAAACAGAAAACUCUUUUGGAAGUUAAGUGAAACAAUGAUUUGGAAAGACAUUAGUGAGAUUGAUAAUGGUGAACAAUCCGUGCAACAGAAAGUGGAUUCUCAUCGCAAAUCAAAUCAUCCGAAGCUUCCGUCAACCAAAGGAUUACUAACAGUGUUUGAGAAUGCCAAUGCUAGUGUAAUGGCCACGGCUCUAAUAUCAACCCCAUUGGAUGCAAAAAAGGAUUGCGCAUACAAUGUAAAUUCAAUUGAAAGCGCAUAUAUUGACAGUAUGCAGGAUUCCGACGAAGACAUUUCGGGUUUUUCUUCCAAUGAAAGCGAUGGCAUGGAGGAUGAUUCGCUACAUUCAUCGGUCGACGAGAAGAACGAGUAUCCAAAUCAAAUAAUCAGAAAGGAUGACAUUUCAUCGUGUGCCAAAUUGAAUGCACUCGAUGUUCCUGUUAUGCCAGUUCUGAAUUUGGCCGGUACCAAACUAGGGAUAGGAGGCGGAUCCGUCGUACGAAAGAUAUUCACGAACACUCGAGAACGAUGGCGCCAACAGAACGUAUCGGGGGCGUUCGCGGAGCUACGAAAACUUGUACCAACACAUCCACCCGAUAAAAAAUUGUCCAAGAAUGAGAUUUUGAGAAUGUCUAUCAGGUAUAUUCGCCUAUUGACUAAUGUCCUUGAAUGGCAGAAGAAGCAGGAGUCUAACGACAAAACAUCAGUCGUCGAACCUUCCAAGGGAUAUCAAACGAAUAAAUGUGCCAAAUCAUCAUCACAACAAUAUCGCGGAGGAAACAAUGAAAAUCACUUCACCGGAAACUUUCGCGACAACGGAAACAACUUAUUGAUGAUGGUUCCUAAGACGCUCAACAAAGUUAAUUUACAUCAGAAGUGUUCAUCAGAAUUUGUCAACGGAAUUCAAUAUCGACCCAUCAAAACCGAAUCAACUCUUCCGUGUGUUGUAACAAUUGAUAAGAUCAAAUUAUCCAGCAAACGAUUGCCCGGAAAGGUGGGAAAGAAUAACUUGAAGAAUAAGAGAAAAAAUUCUGUCUCGUUAUGCACAGUGGCAAAUGGGAUGAAAACUGAUUCAACGUUAACUAAAUUUAACGAACCGGGAGGCGUAGAUUGUGAGAUUAAACGCGAAAUUAAUCCUUGCAAUGCUCAAGGGCAUAACCAAGCGAUGAAAAAUGUAACGGAGUUUAUGGCUGGUAUAGAGGGUAUGGAUUACGAACAAACACCGAAGAAAAAUUCCACUGAUAAUGGGAAGAAAUCGACAUAUUAAAUGUGUAUGUGUAAAAUGUUAAUGUUAAGUAAGUUAAUGUAAUAUGUAAUGGACUUCAUACAAUAAAAAUAACAAUAAGGUUUGUA